This is a messenger RNA of Cladophialophora immunda, 4567 nucleotides long. RefSeq lists its product as uncharacterized. The coding region runs from base 230 to 4567 and encodes 1445 amino acids. Gene Ontology annotation, molecular function: protein binding. The transcript has 3 exons. The record is from RefSeq and is a predicted model, not a curated record. NCBI's taxonomy places the organism in Eukaryota, Fungi, Ascomycota, Eurotiomycetes, Chaetothyriales, Herpotrichiellaceae.
GCACUGCCCUGAUGGCCUCUGUGACUGCCGAACUUGACAUAAACCACCAGUCAACAGCUGCCCCAGCGAUCUCGUCUGUAUUCUCACGCACUUCCAUUGUCGCGACACGCGUAACGGCCCUUAUGGGCCUAAUUUCUGGCAGUGCGCCGACAAGCUUCAAAGCAGCUCCGCAAGAUUCCCAAAUGAGGUGUCUAACCAUUAACCAGGGACGCCCUCCCCGUGUCUUGCGAUGCGUCUCUUAGAGCGCCAACCCGAUGGCGACCUCAUCCUUCGCGAAUUCACCGACAAAGACGUCCCUCCCUACGCAAUCCUCUCCCACACUUGGUUUGAAGACAACGAAGAGGAGGUCAGCUUUCAAGAUGCGGAAGAUGGGUCGGGCAAACGUAAGGCUGGUUGGGAGAAGAUCGCCUUUUGCUCGAAUAGGGCUGCGGCGGAUGGCCUUCGAUACUCCUGGAUAGAUACAUGCUGCAUCAACAAGAAAAUCUUUGCCGAACUUCAGAAAGCCAUCUCGUCUAUGUUCCGUUGGUAUCAGCGCUCCACGAAGUGCUACGUCUACCUUUCCGAUGUCUCGUUUCACGACACACAAGCUCCCUGGGAACAAGCAUUCCAAGAAAGCAGAUGGUUCACCCGCGGCUGGACACUUCCGGAGCUCCUCGCGCCCACAUCAAUUGAAUUCUUUUCGAGAGAUGCCCAUCGCCUAGGUGAUAUGCGUUCCCUGGAGCGGCAGAUUCACGAAAUUACGGCAAUCCCAGUGACGGCGUUAAGAGGGAAGCCAUUAUAUCAGUUCAGCGUCAACGAUCGAAUGCGGUGGAAGGAGUCCCGUGAUACCACGAAGGAAGAGGACCUAGCCUACUCAUUGCUUGGCAUUUUUGAUGUGGAAAUGCCUCUCGAGUAUGGCGAAGGGAGAGUGGCGGCGUUCGAACGGCUCCGGAAAGAAAUUGACAAGUUGAAAGAUUGCAUCAAGGACAUUCGUCUUAUAGAUCCCAUUGAUCAUAAGCAGGAUAUCGAGGACAAAAGGGGCGGCUUAUUAAAAGGCUCGUACCGCUGGAUCAUCGAACAUUCCGACUUCCAAAAUUGGCGCAGUGGCGAACAGAGGCGCCUGCUAUGGAUCGAGGGCGAUCCUGGCAAAGGGAAGACUAUGCUACUUUGCGGCAUCAUCGACGAGCUGAAGGAGUCGAUGAACAAAACCGAUCUUCUGUCGUUCUAUUUUCUUGAGGCUGCUAACUCUCAGGUCAGCAACGCCACGGCCGUCCCAAGAGGCCUGAUAUAUAUGCUUGUCUGUCAGCAGCCAUCGCUAAUAUCGCAUAUUCGGAACAAGUACGAGCACUCAGGCAAAGCACUCUUUGAGGACUCGAACGCGUGGUUUGCUUUGUGCGAUAUAUUCAGAGACAUCUUGCAGGACCACAAUUUGAAUAAAACUUUCUUGAUUGUCGACGCCCUGGACGAAUGCUCGGCCGCGGACUUGCCAAAACUGUUAGGAUUCAUCGUCAAGAUGUCAUCUAUAUCCCCUCAUGUCAAAUGGCUUGUCUCCAGUCGUCGUUGGCCCUCAAUCGAGCGGGGUCUGGAUGAGAUUGAAUCUAAAGUGCGGGUUCGUCUGGAGCUGAAUUCUCGAUCUAUUUCGGAUGCCGUCGGAGGCUAUAUUCAAUACAAAGUGGGCCAGCUCAAGUAUGAUGCCAACACUCGAGACGUAGUACUCGGGUAUCUAUCCUUGAAUGCAAACGACACUUUCCUUUGGGUCGCUUUGGUUUGUCAAAGGCUCCAGAACACCCCCCGGGCGUUGGUUCGUACGAGCUUGAAAAUGUUUCCACCCGGACUUGAUUCCUUUUAUGGACGAAUGAUGAGACAAAUAUCCGAAUCAGAAGGCUCCGAACUCUGUAAGCGAAUCCUUGCCUUGGUCUCAGCCACAUACGAACCGAUCACCCUGUUCGAAUUAUCGUCCCUUAUAGAGCUACUCGAGAGUGUGUCCGACGAUCGGCAGUCCUUGGAGGAGAUGAUUGGCCUAUGUGGUUCUUUCCUUGCGAUUCGUAACGACACCAUCUACUUUGUGCACCAGUCAGCGAAAGAUUAUCUACUCGAAAAGGCUUCCGCUGAGAUCUUUUCCCAUGGAAUGAAAGAGAUGCACCAACAUAUUUUCUCAAGAUCGCUUCGAGUCAUGUCCAGAAUGUUGCGAAGGGAUGUCUAUGACCUGGGCCGACCAGGGUACCCGAUUGAGCAUGUUCAACGACGAAAUCCUGACCCACUGGCAGCAUGUCGCUAUUCCUGUCUGUACUGGGUUGAUCAUCUCUGGGAGUGGGAGUCUCCCGAGUGUACAGAUUGCAACGUCGACCUGCAGGAUGGAGGCUCGGUAGAUUUGUUCGUGAAGGAGAAAUAUCUCUACUGGCUCGAGGCACUGAGUCUUUGCAAGAGCAUGUCAAAGGGAGUUCUUUCAGUGGAGAAACUUGAGGCACUCACGCAGGGGAGACCCGGUGCUUCCGAACUUGCCGAGCUAUGUACAGACGCCCGACGAUUUAUCCUGUAUAAUAAGCAGGCAAUAGAGACCAGCCCUCUCCAGGCAUAUUACUCUGCACUCACAUUUAGUCCAAGCGGAAGCCUGAUUAGGCGUCAUUUCAGGACUGAAGAGCCACGAGAUGUUGAGAUCAAGCCGCCAGUAGGAGACAAAUGGAGUGCGUGCCUGCAUACGCUCGAGGGCCACACAGAACGUGUGAACGCAGUGGCGUUCUCAGCUGGCGGAGAAAAGUUAGCAUCAGCAUCAGACGAGGGCACGAUUAAGAUUUGGGACCUUGGUCGCGUACAGUGUGUUCAAACAUUAACGGAACAUAGUGGCGGCGUUGCUGCCGUGGCUUUCUCUAAAAAGUCGGCACUACUAGCGUCAGCAUCAGAUGACGGCACUAUUAAGAGAUGGGAUGCUGACAACGGCAAGUGCAUACAAACUCUCAAGAUUCACAAGAUUUACACACCCCGUGCCCAUCGAGUGGCAUUCUCACCUGAUGGGUGCCAUUUCGUGGCGUUUCAAAACGGCGAUGCGGUUAGGAUCUGGAAUACGAGCAACGGCAUGUGCGUUCUGAUUCUUGAGCAUCAUUCCCAGCUCUAUUCUGCUGCUCUCUCAUUUGACGGAGCCAAACUUGCUUCGGCAUCCGAUGGGACGAUCAAAAUCUGGGAUUCAACCGGCGGCCAGUGCUUGCAGACACUUAGGGGCCAUCAUAUUGGUGUGGUCUCCGCACUGGCUUUUUCGCAUGACGGAAAAUUGCUGGUGUCUGCGUCGCGCGAUGGCAUAAUCAACAUCUGGAAUGUUGACAGUGGUGAGCACGUCCGACAACUGAAGGACAAACUCCCAGCAUUGUCUAUAGCCUUCUCGCCAGAAGGGACCCAGAUGGUCUUAGGAACGGUUGAUGGAACGAUCAAAAUUUGGGAUACGAAGCGUUACGAGUGUCUACAGACGUUCGAAGGCCACAACAGCUCAGUCAGCUCGGUUACAUUCUCACCCGAUGGAACUCGCCUGGCGUCAGCAUCACUGGAUGGCACGGUCAGAAUUUGGGACACCAAGAGCGCUUAUGGUAAUCAGACGGUCAAGCACCACAGCGUCUUUCUCACUUCAUUGGCAUUCUCCCCAGACUUGGUAAGGCUGGCGUCGGCGUCAUGGGACUGUGCAGUCAGAAUCUGGGACUCAUCUAGCGGCGAUUGUAUACAGACGCUUCAGGGCCAUAGCAGGACCGUCAACACUAUUACCUUCUCACCCGACGGAGCUCGACUAGCGUCAGGGUCGCGUGACGAUAUGGUUAAGAUCUGGGAUAUAUAUAGUGGCGAGUGUGUGGUAACACUCAAGGGCCAUAGUAGCGAUGUUGGUUGGGUUGAGUUCUCUCACGAUUCGACACGGCUCGCUUCAGCGUCAUUCGACGGUGUAGUGCGAAUCUGGGACGUCCGUAGCGGUGAGUGCUUGGUGACAUUUGAGUACAACCGUACGACCGCCUUGUCACACGGUCCAAACUACCUCUCGUCGGCAGCGUUCUCACACGAUUGGAGCCGGCUCGCGUUGGGGAUCCAGCGCGCGGCGGGGACCCAGCUCAUGGUCCGGAUCUUGGAUGUUGGCAGUGGCGAGUGCCAGGAGAUGCUCGAGGACUGCGACGUUGGCUCUUCGUCGCUGGCCUUUUCGCCCGACUCAACUCGCCUUGCGGCGGCCACGUACGACCGCACAGUGCGAAUCUGGAACGCCGUCAGCGGUGAGUGCCUGCAAACGUUCAACAUCGGCAGAUGGCUCAACAAAAUUUCGUUCGACAGUACGGCCUUGUACCUUUACACUGACAUUGGCGCUAUUGCUCUCAAUACAUGCUCGGCUUCAACCACAGCACUCGUCAAAACGGAGCCUCAAAAUCCGCAAUAUCGAGGCUUGGGCCUGAGCUCAAAUAGAGAGUGGAUCACAUAUAACUCAGAAAACAUUCUUUGGCUACCGCAUGAGUAUCGGCCACUUCGUUCAGUCAUCUCAGGAAGUAUGAUCGGCAUGGGAGUAAGGACUGGAAAGGUGUGGAUAUGCAAUCUGCAGAUGCCAACUUUGCUGGGACCAGCGAGGUGA